Molecule: messenger RNA, 2311 nt
Organism: Diabrotica virgifera virgifera (western corn rootworm)
Lineage: Eukaryota; Metazoa; Arthropoda; Insecta; Coleoptera; Chrysomelidae
Product: facilitated trehalose transporter Tret1-like
Exons: 1
Coding region: 2-1315 (437 amino acids)
Biological process (GO): transmembrane transport
Cellular component (GO): membrane
Molecular function (GO): transmembrane transporter activity
Source: RefSeq, a predicted model, not a curated record
UAUGGCAAUAUCCGACGGAAUGACAGUAGGAUGGACGUCUCCAAUGAUACCUUAUUUCCUAAGUGAAGAAAGCCACAUUAGGAUGACAAAACACCAAGCAGAAUGGCUAGAAACAUGGUUGCUAAUGGGUGCUGUAAUUGGUUUACCUUUCACAGCCUAUUUGGUUAACAAGAUUGGGAGAAAAAGAUCUUUAUUGCUAGCUUCAGCGUUGCUUGUUGUAGCUUGGGCGAUAAUAAUUUUUGCCAAAAUUGUCACCGUUAUUUACGUAUCCAGAGUUUUAUCGGGAAUAGCGGUAAAUAUGGCCUUUGUAGCAGCACCUUGUUAUAUCGCUGAAAUUGCUGACCAGAAAAUUCGAGGAUUUCUAUCAAGUGUUAUAUAUUUGAUGGCGUUAAUUGGUAUAUUAAUCAUUUAUACAACUGGACCUUUCUUACCUUACUACAUUCCUCCAAUUAUUGCAAUUUGUCUUUUGGUAGUAGAACUGGUUGUGUUUUCCAUGCUUCCAGAAACGCCGUACUAUUUGUUGUUUAGUGGCCAAGAAGAAGCAGCAAUUAGGUCUAUCAAGUUUUACAGAUCCAGUGGUUCAGUAGAAAAGGAAUUGGCUGCUAUCAAAGCAGCUGUUGAGAGACAAGAAUUUGAUACUGAUAAGGGUGGAAUCAAGGAUAUAUUAACAGUGAAAAGCUACCGAAAAUCUUUGUUAAUUAUGACAGUUUUGAAUUCAGCUCAGCAAUUUAGUAGCAUCAAUAUUAUCUUAAUGAAUAUGCAUCUAAUUUUAGAGUCGGCAGGUUCAAUUUAUUUAGAACCAUCAACAACGGCCAUUGUUUUUGCCGCCAUUAUGUUUUUAGCUGCUAGUUUAGCAUCUGGAACAGUUGAUAAGUUCGGACGCAAGAAGCUUCUUUACAUAUCAAGCAUUUUAACAGGGUUAUGUCUUCUUACUUUAGCUAUUUAUUUCCACAUAAAAAACGCUGGUUACGAAUAUAAUCAUGUUAGUUGGGUGCCCUUGGUAGCUGUCAUGGUCUAUGCUUUUGUUUUUAAGUACGGUUUGGGUAUGGUUCCGAUAGUGAUUACUGCAGAAAUAUUCGCUCCAAAGAUAAAAACGUUAGGAAUGGCUUUUGUAGAUGGAGUUUAUGAUUUUUCUUCUAUAAUUGCUAUUACUUUGUACAAUUAUUUGAAGGAUAUCUACGGUAUACAUAUACCUUUCUAUCUGUUUUCUGCAUGUUCAUUUCUAACGUCGUUCUAUAUUAUUUUCUUCAUCCCAGAGACCAAGGGAAAAACUUUAGAUCAAAUACAACUAAUGCUUGAAGGAAAACAUAAAUAGUAUGUUGUUUUAGAUCUUAGAUAAAAUCAUCUCUUCAUAUCUAUCCAUCAAGCUCUGUUAAAUUUCUAUAUUCAAAAGAGUUUUAACUAUCAUCCUAUCAUUGUUUUUAUUAUCUUUAUUUUAAGAAGCAAAUUUUCAAAAUGUAUUGCUCCAUGAAAUAUAGGUAUCAGCCUAGGAAUAAAUGAAGAAAAAACGAAAUGCAUGGUGCUAGAAAACACAGAAAGAGAACCUGAAGAUUUGCUAAAGUUAACAGCGUUCGAUGGAAAAGAGUAUAAUUUUAAAAAAGUCAAGCACUUUACAUCACAUAUCUAGGUGUCAUAAUAGACGAAAAAGGACACGAGCAAAAUGAACUAAAGCACAGGAUAACAAAAGGUAAUAGAAAGGUCGGCAGUUUAAGAAAAUUAUUAAAUCAAAGUACCUACGCAUCGAGAAAGACGAAAAUCAGAAUAUACAAAACCGUAAUAAGAGCAAGAGUCACCUAUGGAUGUUAGAUUUGGGUGCUAAAUAAAACAGAAGAAGAAAUAAUAGAGAGGUGGGAACGGAAGUUACUGAGUGCUAUUUUCGGGGGAAAACACGGAAGACGGCUAGCAAAGAAGAACCAAUCAAGCAUUAUGGAUGGUUUACAAGGAGCCAAGUAUAACUUAGUUCCUUGGUGACAAAGUAUUCAUGUUGAGAGAAUGGAUAUGACAUAGAAUGCCAAAAAAAGUACUGCUAAGAAAACCAGUUGUGACAGGGAGACGAGGUAGACCAAGAAAAAGAUGGCACGAAAAGUUUGACGAAGAUAUUAUAGGAUCUAUGGAAAUUACAAAAUGGAAAGAGAAGGCGAAAAAAUAGUAUACAGUAGAGAAUCAUAGUUAUAGCAAUUUUUACAUUGACAUUAAAUAAAAUUAUAAGAUAUUAGUAUUAGGCUAUUGAUUAUAUUCAAAAUAAGAGAGCUAAAAGGAACUACAACGUUAACAGGAUUUUAUUGUCUCAUAUGGUCAAAGGACGUCUAAA